AUGAGUUACUUCCUGUCUUACUGCAAAGCUCAUGGCGGCUCGCUGCUCACCGGGUACCAGGCCCUGCGCGCCGAGGGCUUCCUGUGCGACGUGACACUGGAGGCCGAAGGCAGCGAGUUCCCUGCGCACAGGUCGCUCCUGGCGUGCUCCAGCGACUACUUCAGGGCCUUGUUCAAGAGCCACACGCGGGAAUCCCAGGCUCGAGUGAUCCACCUGCACGUGCCUUCCGCGGCCGGCCUGCAGCGCCUGCUGGACUUCAUCUACACUGCCUGGCUGCCGCUCUCCAUGGACACCGUGGAGGAUACUCUGGAGGCUGCCAGCUACCUGCAGGUCACCGAGGCCCUGGGCCUGUGCGGCCGCUACCUGGAGCGACAGCUGGCCCCGGAAAACUGCUGCUUUGCCGCCAACGUGGCUGCACGCUUUGGCCUGGCGCACACGCUGGACGCAGCCGAGCGGUGCGUUGUGCGCCACCUGCGGGAGCUGCUGGCAAAGGGCGCGGGUCCCGCAGGGCUGCUGGAGCUCAAUCCUGCGUCGCUGAGGGCCAUAUUGGGUGCCUCCGAGGUGGCGCGGGUGCCAGAGGCCCGGCUGCUGGGCCUGGCGCUGGCCUGGCUGCGGCAGGAGCCCGCGGCGGAGCGCUUGGCUCACUGCACAGCUCUGCUCGAGCGCAUCCGCUUCUGCCUGGUGCCCGCCAACCUCUUGCGGCGCAUGUACUCGGGCUCCGGCCUCACGCUGCCCACCCGCAUCAAGGGCCUCAUCAUCCAAGCCCUCAAUUACCACACGGCGCCUUCCCGCCAGCCGCUAUUGCAGGGCGAGCAGACCAGCGUCCGGAGCCCCCAGACGCGCAUCUUGUUGAUUGGGGGGCGCAGGACGCGGGAGGCCAUGAUGGAAGAGAUUGCAGCUCCCCGGGAGGCAGCUAGGGGCCGGGGCGCUGUGGCAGAGCCCGAGGAAGAAGCAGAAGAGCAGGAGCAGGAGGGAGAGGAAGAGUUGGAGGAGGAGAAGGAGUGGGAACUCACUCAGGAAGUGGUGGCCUUCGACGUGUACAACCACCGCUGGCACAGCCUCACGCAGCUGCCCGCACCACUGCUGGGGCACAGCGUAUGCACCCUGGGCAACUUCCUGUUUGUCCUAGGCGGGGAGAUCCCUUCAGGCAGUGCCUCCUCUCCCCUGGCCGAUGGCCCACGGACGGUCACAGCCCAAGUGCACCGAUACGAUCCACGUUCUCACGAUUGGACCACUGUGCCUGCGAUGCGCGAAGCGCGGGCCUACUUCUGGUGCGGCGCUGUGGGUGAGAGUCUCCUGGCCGUCGGGGGCCUGGGCGCAGGCGGUGAGGCGCUGGCCUCAGUGGAGAUGUAUGACUUGCGCAGGGACCGCUGGGCGCCAGCCGGUGUCCUGCCGCGGGCGCUGCAUGGCCAUGCGGGGGCCGUCGGGGAGCGCAGCGUCGUGUACAUCUCUGGGGGCAAAGCAGGGAGAGGUGAAGGAGGUGCGAGCAGCCUGCGGGACUUGUACGCCCUGGGCCCUGGGGAGAAGGCAUGGAGCAAAAGGGCACCUAUGGGCACCGCCCGCUUUGGGCACCACCUGGCGGUACUACGUGGCAAAGUGUUUGCCUUUCUGGGGCAAUUUGAGCCCUUCUCGGAGAUUGAACGCUACGACCCUGAUUCUGACCAGUGGACUCGGUUGCGGCCACUACCCUAUGACCGGUUCUGCUAUGGGCUGGCUGUGGUGGAGGAGACAGCGCUGCUGCUGGGAGGCCUCAAGUGGCGGGAAUCCCGCCAGGUGCCUACCCGCAAUGUGGUGGGCUAUGACCUUGACCUGGACCGGUGGGAGGACAUAGGCUGUGUGCUGCCCUGGGCCUGGAGUGGCCUGCAGUGCGCGGUGCUGCAGCUGGCUGACGGUGGGGACGUGGAGAAGGACGGAGAGCUUAGAGAGGCGCUUGAUUUAGCACUGGGCUAAAUGAGUUAGUGCAGUCUCCAGGCCACAGAGGAGAAAGUUCUGCUUGACUUGGGCUUUUCCAAGAGUGGGCCUCUGGGAGCACAGUGGCUUCUGAAGGGUAAGGAGGCGAGGAGACCUUGGCCAGAGACGAAUGGUUCUCCUUGAACUGAGAAUGCGGAACGGGAUAGGUCAAAUGGAAGAAUACAUAAUUCAACUGCAGUGAGCUGGUGAUUUUUAAGUCUCACGCUGGGCUAGAGAUGGACUUUCAAAAAGAUAAAAUGAUCUUAUUUUCCCUCUUAAAGUGUUUCCCUUGGUACUAAA
Messenger RNA from Lepus europaeus (European hare), 2250 nucleotides. It is a transcript of the gene KLHL34, whose product is annotated as kelch like family member 34. Lineage: Eukaryota; Metazoa; Chordata; Mammalia; Lagomorpha; Leporidae. Gene Ontology annotation, molecular function: protein binding. The coding region runs from base 1 to 1950 and encodes 649 amino acids. The transcript has a single exon. The record is from RefSeq and is a predicted model, not a curated record.